Molecule: messenger RNA, 4433 nt
Organism: Drosophila biarmipes
Lineage: Eukaryota; Metazoa; Arthropoda; Insecta; Diptera; Drosophilidae
Product: trichohyalin
Exons: 1
Coding region: 57-4319 (1420 amino acids)
Source: RefSeq, a predicted model, not a curated record
UCGGUCAAACAAGAAAUUUAAAAUAAAAGCCACAUUGUUGGCAGCGCUUUAAUAUCAUGUCCACCGUCAGAAAGGCCAACGGUUUAACCAGUUCCAAGAAACGCUCCUUGGGGGACCCUCUGGAGCGUAGUUACCGCCAAAAGGUGAAGGCUAUUCGCGGCCUGACCGCUCGGCAGGCGAGCGCCAAAGACCUCGACCUGUGCGCCAAGUGGAUGUACGUCUUCAGUCGCGCCACCAAAGAGGAGGGCCAGGCCAGGGACUACCUCUUGGAGCAGAUGCUGCGGCAGCUGAGGGAAUCGGGGCACCUGUCGCUGCCCUUCUGCAACCUGGCUAACUGCAAUCUCGAGCUGCGCCUGCUGCUUGACGAGGAGGGGCGUCAGCGGUUGCAUCGUUCCUGUCCGCCGCAGGUGGUGGCCCCAAAACCCUCGAGCAGCAGCCUGGCCAGGAGGAGGAUCCAGGCGGGUCCGUUCGAGUGGCGCAGGAGGGUGCAGCACCUGGACCUUCUGGAAAAUCAGUACUGGCGCGAGGAGCAGGAGAUGUGGAACCUCGAGCUCCCAUCCGAGGAUUGUCCGAGACCCAAGCCGCCGCCCAUACUGGUCAAACCAAAGAAAGUGGCCAAGACCCUGGGCAUUCAGGUCGAUGUCCAAGAGCUCUCGCCGCGGGCUGAGCGUGAUCUCUGCGAACGUGAGCGCAAGCAACGGGAGAUCCUGAAGCGGCGUGAACGGGAUCGCGUGGAGCGCCAGCUCAGGGAGCAGAAGCGGCAGCGGCACCAGGCUUUGCUCGCCGAGCAGCAGAAGCAGGACCGUCAGCGCCUGGAGAAGGCGCGUCAGCAGCGCGACCGGCGGGUGCGGGAGCAGCAGCUGAAGGUCAAGGAGCGGCGCGACUACGAGCGCUGCCUGCUGCUUAAAAAGCGUGAGGAGCAACGCCUGCAGGAACCGAGGUCGUUAGCUCAGCGACGACCUUACUCGCCUUCAUCAGAGGAUGUAGAAUUGGUGCAGGCUGUCGGGCAACACCUGCAGAAGGACCUCAAUCAGGAACCCAAACGCAUACCAGAGUUCAGGCAAAGGUCCGAAUCGGCAAUGACAUUGCCAGCCGACUCUGAAGGCACCAAAAGUUCUAGACGUGACCAACAGCUGCACCUUCGGGCGGAAAACAUAAAACGAAAAGUGUUGGCCUAUGAGCGGCUGAAGGAAUACCAUCGCAAAAGAGCUUGGGCCGAGCGGGAGCGACAGCUUAGGAAGCGGGAGUUGAAGGAGCCAGGCGUGGAGAUCGAAGCUCUCCAAGUGAAAAAUCCCGAAGAAGCCCAAAGCCUGGCAAGAAGUGUGAUGGAAGCCCUGGAAAGCAAGAUGUUUGUUCAAAAAGAUUCGAAAAAGAAAAUGUACACUGAUGGAAAGGAAGACGUCGAAAGAACGAGCGAACUGGAUCACAAAAGACUCCAAGAACUCCAUGGAAGAGAGGACCUUGAACGAAAUAAUUUAGAAAAACAGGAAACAAUUGAUCGAAAGGAAAGGAACAAAUGUCAAAGGAAGAGGCAUCAGGAUACAAAGUAUAAAAAAGAAAGCAAGGCCGAAACAUAUCAAAAGGAAGACUUCGUAAAAAAUUCGGAAGGUGAGAUAAAAACCCACAAGAACUGUCAAAAUAGGGAAGGUAUUGGACAAGAAGUAUUCGAUAGAAAGCGAGAACAGGAGCUUCGAGCUUUGGAGGAUCGACGGGAAAGGGAAGAGAUUGAAAGAAAAGUAAUCGAAAGACUGGAAUCUAAACGAAAGGAACGGGAAGAUUUUGAACCAAAGAGGCAACAAGAACUCAGAAGUCUAAAGGAACGCCAGGAAAGAGAAGAGUUCGAACGAAAAGAGUUGGAAAAACGACUUGAAAAAGAUCGGAAGGAGAAGGAGGACUUGGAAAGAAAACGGGAGCAGGAUCUUAAAAGGGUUAGGGAGUGGGAAGAGUUUGAAAGAAAGGUUUUGGAAAAACUAGAAAACGAGCGAAAAGGAAGAGAAGAUUUUGAAAGAAGGGCAUGGGAGGACCGUCAGCGGGAAGAAAGAACAAUUGAGGAACUCAAAGCUUCUCUCAAGGAGGUAAAAGAGCGUGAAAUUAGGCGUGCCGAGGAACAGGAAAGAAUAGCACGCGAAAAACGGGAACUUGAAAGACGAGAGCGAGAAGAGUGCGAGAGGAUGGCCAAGGAAGAAGAGCUCCUUAGGGAAAGAAGACUUUUAGAAAAGCUCAAGCGGAAGAAGAGCGAGAGGGAAGAGUUGGAAAGGAAAGCCAGAGAAGAAGAUCUCAAAAGGGAGCAGAUUCUGAGAAGAUGGCUUGAAAUGCAGGAGGAAGAAGAGAAGAGGGAAGCAAAAGAACGUGAAGAACAGCAGGAAAGGUUAGUUGAAGAAUGCGGAAAAAGAAUCCAAGAGACUGAGGCUGAGAGAAAGGUCAAAGAAGAUCUGGAUCGAUCGAAAGGGGAGGCACUAUUAAAGGAGCGGCAGGAGCAGGAAAGGUCCAAGCUGGAGGAGAAGCGCUUGCGUAAAAUUGCAGAGGAAAAUAUUGUCAUUGAAGAAGAGGAAGAGCAGGUCCUUCGAGAAAAGCUGAGUCGAGAGCAAAAGGAUUGGGAUCACAGAAUAGAGCACCUAAGGCAGAGUAGGGAGAAAGGUAUCCAGGUGGAAAGUGAAACCUGGGAGGCAGCUUGGAAACUGAAGAAACACCUAGAGAGACGACUGGAUCUUAACCGAAAUGAUGAGAUCCGGCAAAGUAAGUCCGUGGUCACAAAGUCUCGAUCUCAAGUAAAGUCAGACAAGGACAUGGAGCCAAGGAAAAUUAAGGGAAAAUCAAAGAGCCACACCCAGAAUGUGUUAUUCGAGAAUCCUCCGGCAGAUAUGAAGAACCCGGGUUCAGCCCGCAAGGAUGUCCUCAACCGGGUACACAAGCUGGAAAAGAAAAAUAGCAUGUUUAACGAAGAGAUCCAGGUGCCCGAGGAGCUGCGCUUGGAUGCAGGGCAACUGUCUGAACAGAGCCACUUGACCAGAGCUCCCCAGAGAAGGUCUUUAACGAAGGUCCAUACAGUGAAUCCUGAACAAACGCCAAAGGAAGCAUGCGACGAGGACUGGAAUAAUCGCCAACGCGGAACCCAAAAACCCGGAGGAAGUUCCAGCCAUGAGUACUUUGAUCCAGGGUCCUUGAAGUCUCGCAGCGAACGAUGGGCUCGCUUCAUGGGCAGUGAAGAGAAAUCCGAGUCGGAAGAUCUUCCAAGGCAGAGACGCCAUCCCGGCAGUUCCUCCAGCGCCGAAAACCAUCGGAUUUCGGAGCCUCGUUACUCCCUGGUGGGAAGGUACUGUCCACAUAAGAAAAGCUAUACGGUGGAACAGCAGAAUGUUCCCCCGUCCCCAUAUGGAAACCCCGAGCAGCGGGAAGCUUAUGGCUCCUAUGUUCGCAAUCGCGUGGCCGAGUGGCGCAAAAUGCUUGGACCCAUAUCAUCUUCCGGCGACGAAGAACUUGGGGAGGAGCGUCUAAGAGGUGGAGGAUUAGCAGGUGACGUGGGCUUGACUUACUGCACACGGACCGGGAAGAAGCGAUAUCCCCAGAUCAAACAACCUGACCCGAGCGGAGAUCAAUUUGGGUUAAAAGAAAACCGCGUCCAGCAAAGAAGGGUGUUUAGGGAGCUUCUAACGCAAGCUCGGACAUCUGAUUACCAUCCGGACAUAUUGGAUGCCGAAAAUUGCCUUUUAGAGAAGAAAUUGUCGGAGGGCAAAGACAAGGCCACAAACCAUUACGUCCAGGAAUCAAUUCUGUUGGUAGCAAGGCGUCUAAUCAAUAUGUUCCAAGGAUACGAAGCUUACGCCAGUUCCGAAGAAGACAAUGAAUCUCAGGGAAGCGAAGCGAUAGAGCAAAUUUAUCUACAGGAGAUCGAGAGCAGGAUGAAGCUUCCCAGGCCAAUCUUUAAAACUUUGAUGGAAGUUUUGUUUUUAUCUAAGGAACAUUUUAUGACCCAUUUAGUUGAAAAAAUUAGCACUUUGGAUGCUGAGAUAGCGGUGCAUCUGCAAAAGAUUUGCAAGCGCGUCUUCUGUCGACAAGGUGCGGAGAUCCUGCGACGUAAUGCGGAGCAGCUGAUGGCUCAAGAGCGGCACCUACAAAGCCGCCACCUGGCGGAAAUGUGUCGGGAUUCCGAGGAGGAGACUCUGCGGCAGUGGAGGCGGUUGCCCAGGAACUCCCUGCUCGUGAUCCGGAGUCUCUUCCACGAUUAUUGCGACAUGCGCGACGCUCUGCCACGUGUAACCCUCGAGACCAUCGAGAGACUUUACGGUGAAUGGAAGGCCCGGAGGUUUACUGUCGAUUAGAAACGUGCUUCUGAUAUGGUCCGGUUUAAUUUUUGCUAUUUUUCAUUUAACUUUUUCAAUGUUUAAUGGUUCCAGUUCGUGUUGAAUUACAAAAUAUCCUCUGUUUCCGUUAUU